AUGGCAAUUUUUCUCCGUCUUUUCAGCCAGCGGCAUUCUUCCAGGAGAAGUAGCCUUGAAGAUGUUGCGGCAGUUUCCCCCCGCGAAAGGGAGCUGUUGACAGUUACCAACCUUUCGCAAUCAUUUUCGGCGUCCAGUGGCCCUAGUUCGUCUGACGACCCUGAUGAAUUGCCUCCAACCUGUGGCCGCGUGCAGCUUGGUCUGUUGGGUGUUGCCGUCAGUGCGUGCUUUAUUAUUUUGUUCCUCUUGCCUUUUAAAGAUGUGCUAAGGCAGGUGGUUGAGCACCAGAAGGGCAGUCCAGUGACGUACGCGCUUACGUACGUCGUGGCCGGGCUUGUGGUACCAGCUCCAUUGCUUUCGGUCUUGGCUGGCGUGUUGAUGGGUCCUUCGCUUCUCGCAGUUUUCGUCAUUAUUUGUGGAAGUAUGGGCGCAGCAUGUCUGGCGUUUUUCAUAUCUCGCUUCAUGCUGCGGCGUUUUGUCGUCAAUCGGUUCGUGCGUCGUAGCAAGCAGCUCCAGGCCAUCGACUUGGCUUUGCAAAAAGAUUCAGUCAAGCUUGUUCUUUGUACAAGGAUGAUCUUACCCUUUACUUUCAACAACUACUUCCUUGGCACAACCCCGAUCUCGGCGGCAACAUUUGCUGUGUCCACCCUUGUAACCGGCAUUCCGUUCGCCGUGUUGUAUGCGAUAAUCGGGGGACAGCUGCAGAGCCUAGACAACGCACUGGCGGCAAAGUCGUUUGAGCUGCAAGGAGCUGACGUCGACGUCUUCGGAUUCUUUACAAUGUCAAAGAGCCACUUGGAGGUGAUAGGGAUCUGUGGGGGUAUUCUCGUUUGUUUUUUCGUAGUGCGGACGAUAAAACGAUUUGCCGCUCAGGUUGUUUUAGAGGCACAGGAAGUGACGAGAGGAUGA
Eimeria necatrix is the source of this 909-nucleotide messenger RNA. RefSeq lists its product as hypothetical. Gene Ontology annotation, cellular component: membrane. The transcript has a single exon. NCBI's taxonomy places the organism in Eukaryota, Apicomplexa, Conoidasida, Eucoccidiorida, Eimeriidae. The coding region runs from base 1 to 909 and encodes 302 amino acids. The record is from RefSeq and is a predicted model, not a curated record.